Ogataea haglerorum is the source of this 957-nucleotide messenger RNA. RefSeq lists its product as uncharacterized. NCBI's taxonomy places the organism in Eukaryota, Fungi, Ascomycota, Pichiomycetes, Pichiales, Pichiaceae. Gene Ontology annotation, molecular function: iron ion binding; 2 iron, 2 sulfur cluster binding. The coding region runs from base 1 to 957 and encodes 318 amino acids. The record is from RefSeq and is a predicted model, not a curated record. The transcript has a single exon.
AUGUCUGAGCUUCCAAAAACCGUUCCUGCUACAUGGUACACCAGCGACAAGUUCAUUGAAGCUGCCAAGCACAAGAUCUACAACAAGGGCUGGCACUUUGUGUCUGUUGUUAACGCGUUUUCCAUGCACCCUGAGCUUAAUGACGGGCAAAAAGAGGCGUUGCAACUCGAUUUUGUGGGCAACCCUUUUUUCGGGCUGUGUGACGUUGACGACCCGUACGCGGUCAAGAGUCUCAACCUGCGCUACGGUGUGUACAAGGAUGUCGUCGAAGGCUGUGCUAGUGAGGAAGAGAAAGCUGCAAAGAUCGAAAAGCUAGAGCCCGUCAAUCACGUGGUCACCAAGGGCGGGCUGGUGUUCAUAACCCACGAAAAAACCCCUUCGCAGUCUCUGGAGGAAUAUUUUGGCAACGAGCUUGGCCAGUUUAUUGAUAACAAGGAUUUUAGAAGCCGCACGCUGCGCCGCAGACUUGUCUACGAGUGCGACUACAAUGUCCUGACCUUCAUUGACGGCUACCAGGAGUGUUUGCACUGCCAGUAUACACACCCUGCGUUCAGCAAGGUGUACCCGUUCGAGUUCUACAAGGUCGACACCCACACCAACUUCUGCCGCCACCACUGCAAUCCUGUGGGCAAAAACAACGAUGCGGGACUAUUUUUGUAUUUUUUCCCAUCGUGCACUCUGAACCAAUACGGGGGCGGCAUGGGAAUUUUCCGCGCCAAUCCAGUCAACGGUAAUAAGACGCGCAUGGAGUUUGAGUAUUUCUUCGACGGCAGCGACGAAGACUUCGAGGAGUACUUCAAGUUCGCCAGACAGGUGGCGCUCGAGGACAUCUGGCUGUGCGAGGCCGCGCAACAGAACCUGAUUAGUGGGGUGUACCAACGGGGCUUGCUACAUCCUAAAAAAGAAGUCGGUGUGGUUUACUACCAGUCGCUGGUUCGUGAGAGAAUUAUGGCUUAG